Molecule: messenger RNA, 611 nt
Organism: Dentiscutata erythropus
Lineage: Eukaryota; Fungi; Glomeromycota; Glomeromycetes; Diversisporales; Gigasporaceae
Source: the annotation of a GenBank genome assembly
GUAAUUAUAGAAUAGCUAUAACCAAGUCCCCAAAAAGUUUAGAAGAAGAGAUCGUCAGAGAGAAAGCAAAACGAAUCUUGCAAAAUAGAUAUGGGUUUAGUGAAGAUCAAGUAAAUGCUUUAUUCACAAUCCUGAAAAACAAAAGUAGACACAGUGUAAUUACCUCAGAUAAAAACAUAAAUAUUGUAAUCGCCAAUCAACUCUCUAAAGGAAUGGAGGAAGAAACAAUUGGGGAUAUGGCACACCGGAUUUUACAGGAUAAACUUAGCAUUAGAGAUGUAAGAGCUGAAGCUUAUGCCUUAGCCCUAUCAGCAAAAAAUGCUAAUGCUGGCUUAUCAUGUCUCACUCGUCUUCAUAGAGAAUUAAGGAACCUUAAUGCAUCACUUGAGAUAAUUGAGGUUACAAAAUUUCCAGAUAUUACAGAAAAUGCCAACAAAAUCCAGAGUGCUCUUGCUGAUGUUAUGAUAAUGCUUUGUAUUCGUCCUGCUGAACUUAAAACUUUACAUAUUACAGAUGCUGGAGUACCCGUGCUAUAUCAUCUAGAUGAAUGGGUGAUCCAGGCAGUCACUUCGUGGCUAGAUGAUUCAGACCCAGAUGAGGACUCAGAUGCU